ACAGCACAAGGUUUCAUGAUUCGUUUGGUACUUACUGUACCACAUUAUAUUCCGCAAACUAUUCUGGCUGCUGAUCACACAGCAGCUAUGUCUGUUAAGAAAUCUGUGUCUCUGAAUGGUGGCAGUGCCAUUACCAACCUUAAGGGCCAGAAACCUUCAAAACGGAGGCGUUUUGAUCGUUAUUUUUCUUCAGUUGAGUUGUCUUUGGAGCCAGGGAAGCAGCUGAAGGACAUGGAUUCCAACAAGUUGAAGGCUGAGAUCAAGAGGUGGGCUAAGGCUGUUGUUGCAUAUGCACGCCAAGUAAGUGGCCGUUUUGGGAAGUCUCGUGGCUAAGCCACAAAUUUAACUUUAUGUAGCAACAAUUUCUUGUCUAAGGGCCUAUAUCACAAACAUGGCUUUUGGAUUUGGUUAAUGAAAGAAAUGUUGGUGGAA
Cajanus cajan (pigeon pea) is the source of this 432-nucleotide messenger RNA. NCBI's taxonomy places the organism in Eukaryota, Viridiplantae, Streptophyta, Magnoliopsida, Fabales, Fabaceae. The record is from RefSeq and is a predicted model, not a curated record.